Molecule: messenger RNA, 3867 nt
Organism: Ustilago hordei
Lineage: Eukaryota; Fungi; Basidiomycota; Ustilaginomycetes; Ustilaginales; Ustilaginaceae
Exons: 1
Coding region: 1-3867 (1288 amino acids)
Source: RefSeq, a predicted model, not a curated record
AUGACAUCCUCGCUCCUCAACCAUUCACCCACUUCCACCGAGGACCUCUUUCAACGUCACUUGGGAAUGCUCCCAACGGGCGAAACUGACACUUUGUCCCUCCCGCUAGCUUUGGCUCGCAUCAUCUGGUCCCCCACAUGCGAUCUGCACAAUCCACGCCUACAAUCCCAAGAUAGGUCCAAGACCGGUGCCCAUCAUCACCAUCAGCACAGUCAUCAUCAGCACCGCUCGUCUUCCUGCUGCUCGCAUUCUCACAGUGACGAUGACCUGGGCCUCUCGCGUUCGCAAUUUCACAAGAUCGGUACCGCGUUCGAAAAGUGUUGUCACGAGUUGCGACACUUCAUCCGUUGGGACCGAGACACCUGCCCCUGGUGCGUUGUCGUCAACGAUGAGGUGCACGACAAUGUGGCUCGUAAGCUCAGGGAGUUUGGCUUUUUCGAAGAUGCCACAGGCCAGCAUCAGGACUGUCUCUCUCGCAAGGCUAAUCCCAAGUCAAAGUGUAGAAGUGGAGUGCUUAGAGCAUCGCAGCCGGUCAAGACAAACAGCUCUACCACAGCUCCCACCAACUCUGCCGUAGGCACUCCUGCUGCAAAGUUCUCCCAAUCUCCCGCCAAACCUCCUUCCACGGCUGCCCUUGCUUCGCAGCCCGCAUCAAAGUCCAGCACGGCUACUCCUAGCGCAACUUCAUCGAAGGCACCUUCCUCCUCCUCCUCCCCAUCUGCGCCGGUUACCAAAAGCACGACCAAUUCUGUUGGCGAGCCUGCAGUCGCCUCUGCCAAUGUCACACCAACUAAAGCGCCUAUCGCUAAUUCGACUAGCAAGAACACGACGACGUUGACGCCUGCAUCGACGGCAAGAAAGCCCGCUUCUAGUAGAGAGCAGCAAAAGAAGCCCGAGCCAACCAUCUCGCUUUCUCUGCUGGCAGACUGUCGCAAAUUCGAGUCUUGUGCAGAAUCCAACGGCGAAAAGCGCACACACAUAUCCAACAACGCUUCGCUGAAAGAGGUCAUGCGUUCGCUCAAUCGUGCAGUGCUCAUCUUCUGUACAUCACAUCGCUACAAUCUCAUCUAUGCUGAGCUUGCCAGCCUGAUAGCUCUACUCAACUAUGCAGCUGCCUUUUACUAUGUCUAUGCAGACAGCAUGGAGGUGUACAUGGGAAAGUACUUUGAGAAAGAGGACAUACAGCACCUUUUCGGAGCCAUCUACCGGAAUCGGGCUGACUACAUCGAGACAGAGGAAUAUUGCACCUCUGGCUCUUCCUCUAACGUCAACGCUGGCUAUCCGAAGGAAAGGGCUGCACGGAGGACGGUCAUCCAGAACGAGUUCAACAAAAUGGUGCCGGACGUGACCGACCUACGAGAUGGAGCGCAGACGAUCCUGUUCACCUUUACCUGGAUCCACUACACGGCUUUUGCAGGUAUAGAUAAGGCUGUUGCGUCGACAUUGCAUACGCUCAUGCCGCUAAUGCAGACUAUCAUCAUCCGAACGACGCGCCAAGCCUACCACUUGCGUGGCUCUCUCAUUGCCGCAACGGCCAAAGGUGCCCUAAACGAAUCGACCCCUCCCAAAGGCUUAGAUCUGCAGUGGGAUCUGGUUGAACUCAGUAAUGCACUCCAGAACCUCUCUGGAUGUGAUGCUGCGCUGUUCGCACCGACUGCCUUCAGUGAGGAUCACAAGAAGAGUAAGAAGAAUGGCAGCAAAAAGCAGAAGAAGGGGACCGUCGGUUGGCCCGAAACUGUCGUCAGCGCGCCCUACACCGCAUCACUCUACACCGCAGCAGCUGCGGAUAUCACUUAUCGCUUCCUCAACAAGACAGUCGCAGCGGAGAAGUCGGGUCUUAUCCUGAAGCAGCCCGAGAAGGAAGUUUUCAAGAAGUGUAGUCCUUCCUGUAAAUGUCCAGCCCCCGAUGAAGAGCAAAAGCCGAUCGUUGAAGAGCUGGACCAAAGAACGACGCUAAUCGAACGCAAGCAGCGUGGUUGGAAGCCGCUGAUGGUCGCCGAGCAGACGACCACGGGAAAGAAAAAGAAGAACAAGAGCAAGAAGAAGAAAAAAAAGCAGAAGGAGCCCGAGACGCCACUCCAGAGCCUGGUUAAGGCUGGCAGCGGAUACAGGUCCAAGCUUGGUCUGGAAGCAUGGGACGAAGAGGAUGAGUGUGAAAGUGAUGAAUUUUUGGAAGAUGGGGUCAGCGAAAUCCUAAUGGGUCGAAUCGAUGAUGUCGCUUCAUACAACAUUCGAAAUAGUGCAAAGACGGAGAUCGAAACAGCGGUGCAGGGUAACAAGCAGGCCAAAGUUACGGCUACGACUUCUUUGCAAGUGGAACCUCCUGCUACAGCCGGGAACGGAGCGAAACCAAGCUUGGACGACUCCUUUGAGUACUGGCGAUCUUUGCUCACUUCAGAUACGUCGAGCAAGUCUGUCCACGCACCAUCAACAAUGUCGUCUGCUCCAAUCGACUCUUCUACUCCUGCCGGGAAUGCAGCGACACCAAGUAGGGGUGGCACGCAUGCAUAUCUGCGAACUUUGCUUACUUCCGCUCUCACAGAUCCGAAUGCCGCUCAGAAGAUGUAUGAGUCGAUUCUUCCCGUAGCAGAAGAGAUGGCAUCCCGCGUUUCCGCUUCCGGCAUCUUGACUGGGUCAAAUCCAGCAACCUCAACGCUCCCGCCAUUCGAUUUCCCUGAGCUCGACUCCGAAUCUCCCUUGACCAGUCUUCCCUCGUCCUACUCGCCAUCUCCCACUUUCCAACUCGGUUGGCAAGCGCCUGAUUCCAGCCCAUCUCAAGUUCUUCCCGCAUCUUCAGUCGAUGAAGCAUCAACAGAGAUACCAACCAUGCCUUCGGGGCUCAAAGAGUACAUGUACCUCGUGCAUGGCGACGUACUACAUGUGGGCGAGAUGUUCCCAGAGUGGGCUCGCUUCGCUUGCAACACAAAAGCACAAACGAUUAGAGAAGCCGGGCUUCUGGAAAGCGAGGAAUUCCUUCAUGCUGAGUGGAAGAGGCUAUACAAGUCGAGUAGGAGGACAGCGCCAAGAGGGUCAAGUUCUCACUCUUUCGGCUUCGGCUUUGGCCCCACGAGACAUCCUGCAGGGUCUUUGCAGCUAGGCUCUGCUUCAGCAAAGUCUUCUUCGUCUUCCGAACUGCCGAACCUUUGGCUGAAUCUUGAGGAAUUCAAGCCGAUUCCUCCUGCUCCUACAGGAGUUAAAGGCAUCCUUCUCGAGCUACUCGGUGACCGCGCUAUUCCCUCAUUCCUGGCUCACUUUGCCAGUAAUCCAUUCGCAGAGAGUCUACGGCAAUCAGGGCUCCUUGACAGAAAGGAGGAGGUUGUGUUCUACUGGUCCACCAUAUAUACAAGAGUGAGGACUGAGACUCCGUCUGCGGGAGAAAAAGGCCUUGGCCCCUUCACCCCCUCCGAAUAUGUUUCUUUGGCGACUGCUGCACCUCCAGAAGACUCUACAUCAAACGAAACGACUUGGGGACCAGGAUACCGGCUGAUUCCUUGCAAAUUCAAAGAAAUAGUCGAUGAGCUAAUCGGUAACGAUCUUCUUGGAGCCAUCUCCACCGCGCUUCUACCUCCGGAGCUUGAAGCAAGAUCGCUCAAUCCUUCGACCUUGAACGAAUCCGGUUUCCUCGGCAGCAAAGUCUAUCUUGAGCUGUUAUGGCGCGGCUGGAACGAUUUCAGGAGGAAACGACUAAAAGAGGAAGGUCGACCAACACCAGACCCAGCAUAUGGGAUCGACAUUGAUGAGCUCAAGGAGGAAUUGAUGCAUGUGAUAAAAUCGACGUGGAACGCGGCCAAGGUGCUGACCGAAGAACAGUUUGCGAAGGAUGCUGUUUUACAGCAAGGACAGAUCGUCGAGCCUUAUUCGAUCUGA